Molecule: messenger RNA, 1123 nt
Organism: Amphibalanus amphitrite
Lineage: Eukaryota; Metazoa; Arthropoda; Thecostraca; Balanomorpha; Balanidae
Product: ribonuclease T2 protein rnst-2-like
Exons: 3
Coding region: 230-1123 (297 amino acids)
Biological process (GO): RNA catabolic process
Cellular component (GO): extracellular region
Molecular function (GO): RNA binding; ribonuclease T2 activity
Source: RefSeq, a predicted model, not a curated record
UAACGGGGAACUGAUAGCGCCGCGAUAAGAGGUCGCCGGCUGUCAUUUGGAGACGUCCCGCGGCGGGCCGACGCCCUCCACCCUAUCCGGCCGUGGACACAUCUGGCGCCCGGCCGGGUCAGAGUGUGACUGCGGCAGACGUGAUGUGGCCAGUCGGCGAGAGGGCCCGCUGCUGGCAGGACCCGACCUCCGAGCACCGUCGGCACACGGAGGAGCGUGCUGCUGAACCAUGGCCCCGCUCCACGGCCGGCCGGCGCUGCUGCUGCUCCCGCUGCUGGCAGGAUGGACUCUCAGCCGCGUGGAGACCGUCCCUCUGCCGUCUGGGACCGUCUAUCAGCCGUCUGCGACUCCACCAUCUGCGCCGUCUGGGACCAUCCCUGGGCCGUCUGGGACCAUCCCUGGGCCGCCUGGGACCGUCCCUGGGCCGUCUGGGACCGUCCUUGGGCCGUCUGGGACCGCCCCUCGGCCGUCUGCGCCGUCAGGGACGGCCGCGGCGGCUGGCGGCCCGGCGCCGGCGGUGCAGUACUACGUGCUGGCUCUGUUCUGGCCGCAGACCAGCUGCCUGCAGCACCUGGCCGACACGGGCGCCGGCUGCGCCAUGCCGCCGACCGUCGACGGCUGGGCCGUGCACGGACUGUGGCCGGACGCGGCGGCCGGCAACCCGUACAACUGCUCCGGCCAGCCGCUCAACGCCACCGAGCUGGCGCCGGCGCGCGCCGCCCUGCUCCGGCUCUGGCCAGAGGUGUACGCCGACCGCAGCGCGCGCCAGUUCUGGCAGCACGAGUGGCAGAAGCACGGCACGUGCGCGCUGGCCGCCGGCGACGCGCGCUCGCAGCUCGACUACUUUGUACGCGCCCUGGAGCUGGGGCUGCGCUACGACCCGGGCGCGGCGCUGCGCCGGCCGCUGCUCAGCGAGCUGCGCGUGUGCGUGGACCGGCGCUGGCAGCCGGUCGACUGCUACCCGGCCGACGGCAGCGCCAUCCGCGCGCACCGCUGCGACGGCGCCACGCUGCUGUACCCGCCGCUGCGGUACGAGCCGGUGCCGCGCUGGCCCGACUGGCUGCCCGCUCCGGCCGCCCCGGCGGGAGGACGGCCGCGACUCCUGACUGGCGGCGCGGGCUGA